Messenger RNA from Xiphias gladius (swordfish), 1739 nucleotides. RefSeq lists its product as uncharacterized. NCBI's taxonomy places the organism in Eukaryota, Metazoa, Chordata, Actinopteri, Istiophoriformes, Xiphiidae. Gene Ontology annotation, biological process: fatty acid beta-oxidation using acyl-CoA dehydrogenase. Gene Ontology annotation, molecular function: flavin adenine dinucleotide binding; acyl-CoA dehydrogenase activity. The record is from RefSeq and is a predicted model, not a curated record. Bases 1 to 1341 code for a protein of 446 amino acids. The transcript is spliced from 9 exons.
AUGCGCAUGCGCACACACACGCUGCUGUCAACAGAGAUGGCGCUGCGCGAAGGAGCUCUACGUUUAAAUCUGCUGGUCCACAGCCGUCAUUUCUACAAAUUCACUUCAGUAGUUGGUGUCCGGUCGUUGUCUGAAAAUGUGUCAUCUAAACCCGUAACAGCCAGUCCCACAGAGACCACGGGUGACCAUUUAAUCUACACACAAGAGCACUUUGCAUUAAAGGAGUCCCUCAGAAAGAUCAUCGACCAGGAGAUCAACCCCCAUGUAGAUCAGUGGGAAGCAGAAGGCAAGUUUCCAGCCCAUAAAAUCUUCAAAAUCUUAGGAAGUGCCGGCUUUCUGGGAGUCAACAAACCAGUUGAGUAUGGAGGCUUGGGACUGGACUUUAGCUACAGCGUAGCAGUGGCAGAGGAGCUGGGCAACAUCCACUGUGGAGGGAUCCCCAUGGCCAUCGGUGUACAGACUGACAUGACUACUCCUGCACUGGCCAGGUUUGGUUCAGCCGAGCUAAAGAAAGAGUUCCUCCUUCCCUCCAUCAUGGGGGAUAAAGUGGCCUGCCUUGGAGUUAGUGAAGUUGGAGCUGGCUCUGAUGUCUCAAGUAUUAUGACCAAGGCGGUGAGGAAAGGGGAUGAAUAUGUGAUCAACGGGGGAAAGAUGUGGACCACCAACGGCACCCAGGCUGACUGGAUGUGUCUUCUCGCCAACACCAGUGACGGGCCCCCACACAGGAACAAAUCUCUCAUCUGUUUGCCCAUGAACCUGCCGGGAGUGCACAUUGCCCGCAAAAUUGAUAAACUGGGUAUGUGGUCAUCAGACACAGCUGAAGUGUUUUUCGAUGAUGUCCAUGUUCCCUGCAAGAACAUCAUUGGCCAGGAAGGCAUGGGCUUCACCUACCAGAUGCUUCAGUUCCAGGAAGAGCGGCUCUGGGCAGUGGCCAAUAUCUUGACAACGAUGGACAGCAUCAUUCAGGACACCAUCCAGUACACGAGGCAGAGGAAGAUCUUCAAGCAGCCUGUCCUCUACCACCAGUCAGUUCACUUCAGGUUGGCUGAGCUGCAGACGGAGGUUGAGCUGCUCCGCUCUCUCCUCCACCGUGCUACGGCAUUAUACAUUAAAGGCAAUGAUGUCACCAAGCUGGCAUCCAUGGCCAAAUUGAAGGGGGGCCGUCUGGCCCGAGAAGUUAGUGACACCUGUCUCCAGUACUGGGGAGGAAUGGGUUUCACCAGUGAUGUGAUGGUCAGCAGAUUUUACAGGGAUUCCCGGUUAAUGUCAAUUGGUGGAGGGGCUGAUGAGGUCAUGCUGGGAAUCAUCUGCAAGUACAUGGACACAUUACCCAAGAAAUGAUGUCAUCAACAGCUGACCCUGGGACUGAUGUCACAAGUCUAAUAAUAAUGGGCUAAUUAGUCAUAAUAAAUGCUAAAAAAAAAAAUUUUUUUAAAUCACAUAAGUGCAGUUGAUAUGUCUAAACUCGGCAAAGUAGGACUUUUUGCAUUUUGCCUUUGUUUUAACAAUAGUGUAUAUGUUCAGAAAAAAAUCUUUAUGUGCUCAAACAAACAGAAUAAUGAAGCUUGUUGUGUAAUUUGUGUUCAUUUAAAUUUUGAUUAUCCUUUUAAGAAUGAACCAAUUUUUUUAAAUAGACAAAACUAAAUAAUGUGUAAAACUGUUGUGUAAAAUACAUACCCAGCAAAGAUUCUCACCUUGUGGUAUCAUUGAGAAAUUUAUAAAACCAAUUGAAAUCCCGG